CCUCCUUGCGGGUUGUUGUGUUUCCCUACUUGCAGUGCUUUCGAUUAUACGGUGCUCAACACUUUCGUAGAAAUCUUUGAUUAGCCAGUGUUUGCUGCUCGUCAUCCUGGUCGACCGUUCCUUUCGGAAAGGCUAUUCGUCUUGUGAUAUGUCCAGGAGGAAACAAGCCAAGCCGAGAUCUCUUAAAAGGGACGAAGAGUGGGAUGACAUCGGUGAACAAAAUGCGUUGGACAAUUUGGAUCAUGAUUGCGAAGCCUCGGCGAUCAAACCGGACGACGACGAGGACGAAGACGAGGAGCUUCAACGAGCUUUCAGCCGAGCUUCCGACGAGUAUCUGCAAGAAGAUGGACCGCAGUCACCACAAGGACCUGACUUGGAGAAUCAGAACAGUUUCGACAGUGAAGCUUUGGGAACCGGAAGUUCGUCCUGGCACAGCGAAGAUGGUGGUCCGGUGUCGAGGAGGGGUGGCGACACGCCAUCUUCUUGCGCUACACCAACCUCGGCGAGUUUCCCCUCGGAACCGGAAGCGGAAGGUGAAAACGGGCCGCACGCCGACCUGAACAACCCCGCGGCUCCUUAUCCAUGCCAAUUUUGCGACAGAUCAUUUCCCAGGCUGAGCUACUUGAAGAAGCACGAACAGAGUCACGGUGAUCAGAUGCCCUACAAGUGUAGCUGGUGCGCUAGGUUGUUUAAACAUAAAAGAAGCAGAGAUCGACACGUGAAAUUGCACACCGGCGACCGGAGAUAUCGAUGCACGCACUGCGAGGCCGCCUUCUCCAGAAGCGACCACCUGAAGAUUCACAUGAAAACGCACGACACCCAGAAACCGUAUCAAUGCACCGCCUGCUCCCGUGGCUACAACACGGCGGCUGCUUUGACGUCCCACAUGCAGUCGCACAAAAAGCACCAUCACGGCGUUACGCAGAACUCGAAAUUGGACUCCGAUUUUGGACGGAGAAGCGUCUCCUCCCACAGUACGGCCUCACCCCCCGUACCAAACUCACCCUCGCCGAGCUUGAACCUCACUUUGGCAUCCAGGAAUCAGGGGAAGGGCUCACCUGUGGUUCCCAGCGCUUCGAACACCCCGGUUCUCCACUCUCCGUUGAAGCUGGCCUGCAUGUACUGCACCAGAGACUCCUUCACGAGUAUGCAGCAGCUCCAGAUGCACGUCCACGCUAUGCAUCGAGCUAUCCUGAGCGGAGAUCACCGGACGAUGCCGUCGCCGGGUCAGGUUUCGGAGGUCUCGAGCCUCUCGAGGGACCGAAUAUUCGACGUGCAGGAUAAAGCGUUCAAGGAACAGGACAAGAAGCUAUCGGACGAGAGACAGGACAAGGCAUCGGAGGGCGGUAACAGCCUCUGCGUAAAGACGGAGUACUUCGACAACAGCGGCUUCUCCUGUGGCCAGUGCACGAUGAAGUUUUCGAGUCUUGGGACCCUCAGGGACCAUCUGAUAUCCAUUCAUCGGGUCGACGGGUUCGGGGCAACGCUGAUGUGUCCGCUGUGCGGAAUACCCUGCGUCUCGGCCGCCGCCUACGCCGAGCACUACGUACUCCAGCACUGCGAUGACCGGAGGAUCAACUACGCGGAGAACUCGGACUACGCCGACCUCAAGACGACCUCCAGGAACACCCUCAAGGCCGAUGCUCUCGGAUACGGCACCAACAAAUCGUCCAGGGAUUCGGAGAGAGCCGUUAAACCGAGCGGCAGGGAAUCCGCCGAAUCGAAACUGGUCGCCAACGGAAAUUACGAACCGAAAGAUCAGCCUGCUGACCUGACCAACAAACAUGGAAGAUCGGCCGAGGCCUAUUCAGCUGGAACUCUGCUCUGUGGACAGUGCGGCGCUGCUUUGAAGGACUUCGAGUCAUUCCGAGAGCAUCUGGCGAGGCAUUUACAGGCCGACCACCGCAAGGAGGUCGCCAAAAACCCGUGCCCGAAGUGCGAUGCCUCCUUCCAGGACCGCGAAGAGAUGCUGGGGCACCUUACCAAGCACUUUCUUGGCCAGGUGACGAAGGAGUACGCCUGCGGUGUCUGCAAGAAGUUUUAUCCUCAUCCCGACCUGCUUCAGAGGCACCUGCUCGACUCCCACGCGCACCAUCUGUACCGAUGUGCACUCUGCCGGGACACCUUUGACUCCAGGGUCGCGAUCCAGGUCCACUUCGCGGUGAAGCACAGCCAGGAGUGUCGCGUGUAUCGGUGCAGCGUCUGCCCGACAACGAACAACGAGAAUUCACCCGGCAACUCACCCGGGGGUGGAAGCAGGAACUUGUUUAGAAGCGAGGCGGAAAUGGCGAGCCACGUGCGAGCCGUUCACGCACCUCCGGUCGCCAUGGCCGAGAGUCCGAUGAUGCCCAGGAGUCCGGUGGCCACGCCAGGUACUCUGGGGGCCAACCUGCGGUGCGUUUUCUGCGGCGUUUGCUGCGGAUCGGAUUUAGAGCUUCAGCUGCACCUGGCGAACCACUCGGCGAGUCUAUAUCGGUGCCCGAUAUGCCGGGAGGGUUUCGCCGUCGAGUUUCUCCUCGACAAGCACAUGCAGUCGCACCACCUCGGUGGACUGCCGACCGGGCAGACAACCCCGCGGGAAAACGGGCGAGUUGGCAACCCCAGGUCGACUCACGGGACGGAGGACUCUGUGGGCCGGGUUCAGAAGAGAGGAAGAUCUCCGGCUAACAGCAACAACAACUCGGUCAGCCAGAGGGACAACAACAACAAGAGAACCAAUUACGGGAGCAACGUGGCUCAGCAUUGCGAGCUCUGCGAACGGGGCGAGUUUGCCAACGACGCCGAGCUUCAGGCCCACAAAAAACUCGCCCACACGCCGCCCAAGGCCCAGAACAAGUCCCUCGCCACGCUCAGUCUGACUUGCGCCUACUGCGGUGAGGUUUGUAGAUCCAGGAGCGAGCUCGAGACUCACACCAGGGUUCAGCACGCCUCGAACGAGCCGGGGGGUCGGCACAAGUGCAACAUAUGCGACGAGGUGUGUCCCUCCGGAUCCACCCUCGCCGAACACAAGCUACAGAAACACUGCAAGAUAUUACUCAGCGACACGUGCGUAGUAUGCCGUGGUGUGCUCAACUCGGAGAACCAGUUUCUUGAACAUGUUCAACGCCACAGCAUCGAGAAUGUCGACCCCCAGCAGAGGGUCGAUAACUCCUUACCUCAUCUUCCGUCGCCCUGCGUUAUCUGUCGACAGACGCUUAUCACCGAUCUGGAAUGUCGCCUGCACGCCAGGUACCACCUGAGGGCGAGUAGUUCGCAAAAUUCGAGUCCAAACCUGAGUCGAAAAUCGCCAAAUCCGAGCUGUUGUAUUUGCCUGCGAGAAUCACCCGCGGAGGACGUCGUAAGCCUGCCUUCGAACCCGGUGAGUGGAGGGAGCCAAUCCUUGCAGGUCUGUAAAUCGUGCUACGUGAGGCACACUCAAGGCUUACCAAUCCUCCACUCACCCUACGAGCACGUUCGCCACGGAGCGGCAAAAGACGACCGCACCUGGGACCAGGUCAAAUGGGAAUCAAAAAUCAACACCAAGGAUUUCGCGAGGGUUCAGGAGCCCACGGUUAACCCCUCGGACGAAGAGGUCCGGAGGUGCGAGGACUGCGGCGUCAAAUUCGAAGCCCCGGAGGAGCUGGAAGCCCAUAGGACUCAGGAACACCCGCAGCGCGAAGAAAGUCAGCCGAAAACUUAUACCUGCAUUCAGUGCCAGAUCUCCUUCGCGACGGAAGCUGAAAUCCAAAAACACGUGAGAAAGGAACACCUGGAAUCGACCGGAAAACCCUGUACCGACGCCCUCAGGUGUCACCUUUGCCUGACCGAGGCGUCCAGUCCGCUUCAGCUCCAAGCCCACCUCAUCGAGCACACUUUCGCCGGAUGCGCAGCCCUCAGCUGUUACAUUUGCCAGGCUCUUUUCACGGCUCCGGCAGGUUUGCAGAACCACAUGCUGCAGCAGCACGGACUCGGCGCCCGUCCAUACGACUGCAACUUGUGCAGUCUCAAGUUCUUCUUCCGAGCCGAGCUCGACCAUCACGUAAUUACGUCGCACCGUUCCGGGGGGUCGGUGUCACCGGGUGAUCACCAGCCGACUUCGAGCGCGGUUACGAUAAGGAAUCUUGAUGGUGAUAACAAGGAGACCGAGCAGAGGAAGUCCCACGAGGUCAGGGUGAAAGAUGAGAUGGUAGUCGGCGAGGAGGAAGACGUUAACGUUGACGAGCAGGAGGACGAGGAGGCGAGAGAUCGGGGACAGGCUCGAGAUCAAGAUCAAGACGGAGAGGAGCGAGGAGAACAAGAAGUGAUAAAGGCGAAAGUGACCGCGCAAGACGAGCCGGAAGGAUCAGUGGAGAAAAACGAUUCGUGAUUCGAUAGAAUUAAAAAGUAG
Messenger RNA from Diprion similis, 4366 nucleotides. RefSeq names its product zinc finger protein 423 homolog (gene L). Gene Ontology annotation, cellular component: chromosome; nucleus. The transcript is spliced from 10 exons. The record is from RefSeq and is a predicted model, not a curated record. Gene Ontology annotation, biological process: regulation of transcription by RNA polymerase II. Lineage: Eukaryota; Metazoa; Arthropoda; Insecta; Hymenoptera; Diprionidae. Gene Ontology annotation, molecular function: chromatin insulator sequence binding; RNA polymerase II transcription regulatory region sequence-specific DNA binding; DNA-binding transcription factor activity, RNA polymerase II-specific. The coding region runs from base 149 to 4345 and encodes 1398 amino acids.